Messenger RNA from Seriola aureovittata, 3641 nucleotides. It is a transcript of the gene ppp4r4, whose product is annotated as protein phosphatase 4, regulatory subunit 4. Lineage: Eukaryota; Metazoa; Chordata; Actinopteri; Carangiformes; Carangidae. The record is from RefSeq and is a predicted model, not a curated record. Bases 28 to 2946 code for a protein of 972 amino acids. The transcript has 25 exons. Gene Ontology annotation, molecular function: protein binding; protein phosphatase regulator activity. Gene Ontology annotation, cellular component: protein serine/threonine phosphatase complex; cytosol.
CCAGACUGGGUAAUUUCCAGUGAACAGAUGUUCUCCAGCAGAAUGAGUGUGAACCAGUCCAGCCUGCUGUAUGGACAGCUGGAGGAGCUGCAGGAGCUCGCCUUCAUCGAGAGGCCGAUCCGCAGGAGUCUCAAGACGGCCGAGGAGAUUGAUCAGCUGACUGUGGAUGAAGACCUGAAUGACAUUGAGAGAGCUGUCUACCUGCUCAGUGUGGGUCAGGAGGUGCAGAGAGCAAGCGUCAUUAGUAACCUUCCGAGUCUCGUUCGCCAGAAUCCAGCUGAGACUUUUCGUCGGGUCGUACCAAAAGUCCGGGAGGCCCUGAACGGAUGCGGAGCUGAAAUCCAGCUGGCAGCAGCAGCAUCGUUUCUAACUAUCCUACAGGACGACAUCAUCCUGAUCCACACCCACACGUACUCCAUCCUGAAGACAGUCCUACUGCACCUGAACCACAGAGACACAGUUGUGAGCAACGCCUGGUUGGAGACUCUGCUGUCGGCCAUCAAUGCUUUACCCAAGGAAACCAUCAAACAGGAGGUGCUGAACCCUCUCCUGUAUCAGUCUCAGCUGUCUCACUCUCUUCAGGCUCGUCUGGCCAGCUGUCGCAUUUUGGGAAAAGUGGCCUGCAAGUUUGAUUCCCACAUAGUGAGGAUGGAGCUGCUGCCAUUGGCUCGGUCUUUAUGUCAGGAUGUUGAGUUUGAGGUCCGAGCCUGUAUGUGCCGUCAGCUGGAGAGCAUUGCCAGAGCGACUGGGGUGGACGACACCAGGAUGGAGCUGCUUCCUGAACUUGUGGAGCUCGCUGGAGAUGAGGAGAGCAGCGUCCGCCUCGCUGCCUUUGACACCAUCAUCAACCUGAUGGAGAUGAUUGACAGUGAUGACAGACUCCAUGUAGUGGUUCCUCUGGUGAUGUCAGUGUGCGAGGCAUCAUCGCAGGCGGAUGAAGCUGUCGUGGCGUCUUUGUCGUUCCAGUUUGGGAGGCUCUGCAGUGGACUGACAGGGUCUCUGUCAGAUGAGCAGAGGGGCCGGUUGCUGCAGAGGUUUAAGGUGCUGUGUGUAGCCGGUCUACAGACUGAAGGAAACCAGAUUGACAUCAACAACGAGUCUAAGUUGAUCCGCUGCAACUGCUGCUACAACCUACCGGCCAUGGUGAUGUUUGCUGACUCCACCCACUUCCUGUCAGAGCUCUACCCAUCGUUCUCCAGUCUUUGUUGUGACCCAGAAGUCAGUGUUCGACGAAGUGCUGCAGCCAGUUUCCACCAGGUGGUGAAGCUGCUCGGUUCAAACGUCCAGGUGGUCCACAAAGAGCUUUUGGUCCUACUGCAGGACGACGCUCUGGAGGUGCUGGAUGCACUGAUGAAUCACCUGGAAGAAACUCUGGAGGCAGUUCUGUCCAGAGGAGAGAACCUGACGCUGGACAACAAGUUCCCAGAACUGCUGACGGCCCUGUUGUUGGCAGAGCAGAAGGUUGGUUCUUCUCUGCGUUGGCGGCUGCAUGAAAAACUGCUGCAGCGUUACAGCUGCCUGGCCAGACUGCUGCCUGGAGAACUGCUGCACCAGAGCUUCUCCCCUCGCAUCUUCAUCAUCCUCACCACCAAUAAGGUGUUGCCUGUGCAGAAGGAGGCAGCUCGGACGUUUUGCAUAUUCCUCCGCUACAAUCGCAAACAGGAGCAGCGCCAGGAGAUGAUGGAGCGACUGAUCCAAGAUCUGGCCCAGGGUCGGAGCUACUGGAACCGUCUGAGGUUCCUUGAUGUUUGUGAAAUGGCCUCUGAGAUUUUCUCCAGAAAAUACUUCAACAAACACUUCCUGAGUCCGGCACUGGAGCUGGUCCACGACCCCGUCGCCAACGUUAGGUACAAGCUGUGCCAGUUGUUGCCCAGGUUACGUUCGUCGCUCCGUCUGCCAGCUGAUAAACAACUGCUGCAGCAACUCGACUUCUGUGUCCAGAAACUUUUAUGCAGAGAGAAAGACAAGGACGUGGUGGCAACCAUUCGCAAGACAGUGUUGGAACUGGACAAACUGGACCUCACAGAACCUUUUCAUAAGAGGCAGGAGAGGGAUUUACUGGACCAGAAAAAGGAGAAGGAGGAGACUCUGCUGCUGGAGAUGGAACAGCUGGAGCGACAGCAGAGCGAAGGGAAACUCAACUCUGAAAAACAUACAGAGAGAAAACGAAGGGAAAGCAAGACCAUUCUCUCUGCAACCAAAUCCAUGUCCGUGUCCUCAUCUGGAGCCGCCUUGUCCUCUGGUAAGGAGAUGAGGAAGGCUAAACUGUCACGGAGUCGAUCCCUCAGCAGUCAGCCAACAACAUCUAAAACCGCCAACUCAGAUAGACCUGUGAAGGUUAAGGAGCUGAGUGGUACAUCUGGAUCUGGGAAGUCCUCCAUGAUUCAGAGCAAAGAUGACUCCCUAAGGACUGUCCACUUCACCAUGGCAACUCAGUCCACCUCCUCCAUGCCAGUCCUGAUCCGCAGCAACACCACCAGCCUCCUGGACAGGGCUAGUACGCUGGACCACAGAACUAGUUCCAUGGACCACAGGGCCAGUUCCAUAGAGCAGAGAGACCAUAGAACUGGCACACUGGACCAUAGAACCAGUAACAUGGACCACAGGAACAAUAUGGUGGACCAUAGAACUGCUGCAAUGGACCACAGGACCAAUACCUUGGACCAGAGAGACCACAGAAGUAGUACCUUGGACCAUAGGACCAGUACCAUUGACCAGAGAGACCAUAGAACCAGUACCUUGGACCAGAGAGACCAUAGAAUCAGUACUGUGGACCAGAGAGACCAUAGGACCAGUACUUUGGAUCAGAGAGAUCAUAGGAGCAGUACCUUGGACCAGCGCAGUAAAACAAUGGACCGGGGAUGCGGAGUCAAGGAGAGCCAGUCCAGAAAGCUGUCGAUAAACAGGAAGUCGAACUCUUUCAGUGUCCAGUCGGGUCGAGACUGAAGAUGAUGAUGUCAGCAUACCUCCAACAGGCCAUUAGCCAAUCAGCAGUCAGGGAGCACUUUCAGGACAUUACCCAGAAUGCAACAGGACAUCAUCUCUGCCUGACAGUGACAAACAGAGACAGUAGAGCCUAACCUCUAUUUGUAUCUACUGAACACUGUGUAUUCUAAUAAUCGCAUCCUGUCACCUGAUUGGUUCAGUAAAUUCCACACAUUUAAACUGUGUCUGUGUUCUUAUUGGUCGGUGGUUUCAACUGCUAAUGUGUGACUGGUUGGAUGAUUGCUGACAUUACAGGGAAGGUGUUACAUUCUGUUAGACCAGGUCUAAUAACGUCUGAUCAUCUAGUCAUCAUCACAGAGUCUCCACGGUAACCUGCCCCUGCUCACCACCAGAGAUCCAACAGUCUCUUCAGUGUCCUUGAGUCUGUCCGACUGUCAGGCUGAAACAUCUCUACAGAUGUGAUGAUCCUGUUAACUGAUUCUCUAAUACAUUCAUUGAAGAGUUUUUAAUAAGACUGAACCAAUCAGCUCUCAAAUCAGUCACAGCCAGGUUUUUUCCAGCAUGCACUGAGCUGAGUACCUAACCCUGCAGCUGUGCUGAUGCCAUGAGGUUAAGGCUACUGAUGUCAGCAUGACAUCACAGCAGGUCAUGAUUGCAUCCGACAGAAAUAUACUAGAAUGCAGUCAUUGAACGAU